Messenger RNA from Colletotrichum graminicola M1.001, 1329 nucleotides. RefSeq lists its product as uncharacterized. The record is from RefSeq and is a predicted model, not a curated record. Lineage: Eukaryota; Fungi; Ascomycota; Sordariomycetes; Glomerellales; Glomerellaceae. The coding region runs from base 1 to 1329 and encodes 442 amino acids. The transcript has 2 exons.
AUGGACGACCAAUUCGGAGGCCGCACCGACGACGACCUGUUCUUCGACGACUUUGAACCUGUAAGCAAUCCUCAGGUCGUCGAAACCGUCGCAGCCCCUCCUCCCCCUCCCGCCGCCGUCGCGACACCGCCUGUCGACCCCCCCAAACCCAAACCUGCGGCGCCAAAGCCCGUCCAAAGACCUCCUUCCCAACAACCUGCCGCGAAACGACCGCCCACUGCGCCUAGGGGCGGGCUCGCUAACUCGCGCUUCGCCGACAAGCCUGCCGCCGCCCCGCGCUCUCCCCGCCAAGCCGCUCCCGCCCUCCCGCCGGCCCCGCGGCGGCGCAGAACGCGACAGCGCCAACCGCGUCGGGUCGCCCACAGCCGUGGCCGCUUCCCUCCCCCCGCGACGGACCAAAAGUUCAUUCCCCCGGCGUCCCACCCGCCCCGCGAAAAGCCGCAACCCCCGCCCACCGCGCCCACGGGUCCGGCCGCCGGCGGCACCACCCCCACCACCCCAGGCGCGACUCCCGGCGCAAACACGGCCUUAAACGCCGCGGCGCGCCUCGGGUCCGGCGCGAACCCGCGAACCAAGCUCACCGAGACGGAGCUGGCGGCCAAGAUGGAGCAGAUGCGCAUCCUCAACGCCGAGAAGACACGCAAGUUCGAGCAGGCUGAGCAGGACGAGCGCAGCCAUGCCGAGGCGUACGCGCGCGGCAUGGAGGAAGCGCGGCAGCGCAGGAAGCUCGACGAGGAGAAGCGGCGCCGCGGCGAGGAGGAGCGCAAGCGCAUGGACGACGAGCGCGCCAAGAACAGGGAGAGGAAGCUCAAGGCCAUGAGCAUGAAGGAGGGCGGCUGGGACGAGGGUAAGGACGCGCUCGCGCAGGAGGACGAGAAGAGGGGGUUCCGCGGCGCCAACGGCGGGGUCCGCGGAACCAAGUCCGGCGCGGGGCUCUCGGGGAGCAGGUUCGCCCGCGACGGCGACGACGCUGGCGAUCGGCACACCGGCGCCGGUUCCGGCGAAGAGCGGAGGGGGGGCAGUGGCCGCGGCCGCGGUAGGGGCCGUGGUGGUCCAGGGCGGGGCAACGGACGCGGUGGUCGGGGUGGUGGGUUCGGCAACGAGCACGAGCGCGAUCCUGCCGCGUCCAACGGCGGCGAUGGCGCCCAAGGUGCCAAACCCGCCGCGCCGGCCCCCGUCAUCAGCACCGAGGAGUUCCCCGCUCUGCCCGGCAAGAAGUCCACUACCGACGACGCGUCGUUGCCUAUGCUGUCGCCCCUCGGUCGAUGGGAUGACGAGAUGGAGGCCUUCGACGCCAAGCUCAAGAGCGGCGUGAACGAUACGGAAUGA